Messenger RNA from Psylliodes chrysocephalus, 590 nucleotides. The record is from the annotation of a GenBank genome assembly. NCBI's taxonomy places the organism in Eukaryota, Metazoa, Arthropoda, Insecta, Coleoptera, Chrysomelidae.
CGGACCCGCUUAGUGUAAUGGAACUUGGGACUGUGGUUUAUUGUUAUGUAACGAAAACAUUAGAUUGGUUUGACCUACAGUCCGAGAUAGAAAGGAAUUUGUGGUGUAUAGGUGGUUAUAAAACUCUCCACAGAAAAUAUUUAAGUUGUUCAAUUUAUCUACAUAAAAUAGUGAGUUUUAUUUUAUUUUUAGGAACAAAAUGGUGCGGGGCUGGUAAUAUAGCCGAAAAUGACGAUGACUUUGGUACAGAAAGAGACACCGACAAAUGCUGUAGGAACCACGAUUACUGUCCAGAUGUAAUAGAUGGUUACCAAACGAAAUACAAUUUAACAAAUCCAAACUUUUUCACAAGGUUGCACUGUAAUUGCGACGAAGAAUUUCGUACAUGCCUAAAAUCGGUAAAUACUAAAACCUCCAAACAAGUCGGACAGUUAUAUUUUACUGCCUUAGGUACUCAAUGUUAUAGAGAAGAGUUUCCUAUUACUGGAUGUCUGAAAUAUACAUACUUUCCGACAAAGAAAUGUUUAGAAUACACUUAUGAUUACGGUCAACGAAUUAGUUAUCAGUGGUUUGACUUGCCUAAUUUUUAA